This is a messenger RNA of Myotis lucifugus (little brown bat), 1641 nucleotides long. It is a transcript of the gene TMEM171, whose product is annotated as transmembrane protein 171. Lineage: Eukaryota; Metazoa; Chordata; Mammalia; Chiroptera; Vespertilionidae. The transcript has 4 exons. The record is from RefSeq and is a predicted model, not a curated record. The coding region runs from base 584 to 1561 and encodes 325 amino acids.
AGGCGGGGAGCCCACGCGGUAGGGGAAGACGCUUCCCUUUCUCACGCCCCCUCCCCGAACCCUGGAACCCAGCCCCGAAGGAAACGCGCUCCCUUCCCGCUGCGGGAUCUCGGCUGGCGCAGCGCCGCUCGGCCAGCCAGGAGGAGACCUCCAAUCGCCGCCCCGACUCCCCGAGGGGUUUUUCUCGGAUCCCUCGUGCCCACGGUCACGGGCGCGGGAGCGGCCAGGGCCGGCGGACCUUCGCUCUGCAUUCCCAGGUUUGGGCGCCUUCGGCCCCGAAGGGAAGCACCCCGGUGGCAGCCAGCUCCCGCCAGUCCGCCCUGCCCUGCCCGCCGCCCGGCCGCCGCGCCUCCUGGCACCGCCUCCUCCAGUAAAUACAGUGGCGGCCCGCCCUCCGCGCCGGGACCCGCAGGUGGAGUGUGCGGUGCGGCACCGCCGAGAGCCCAACCCGAGGCAGAGCCGGGCUCCGAGAAGCGCCCCGGAGCAGGCAGCGCGCACGCAGGACCCAGUCGCAGGGCUGUUGAAGCCACUGGAGGGAAGGUAACACAGCCCACCCCUCUCCGGGGAGGGGCCCCUUCUGGCCAUGUCUCCUGCAGCAGCUGAACCAGAUGGGGUCCAGCGAGACAGGCAUGUCAGCAUGCUCAUCUUCUUCCUUUUCGUCUUUGGUGCCAUCCUGCUGUUUGUGGGGGUCCUGCUCUCCAUCUUUGGGUUCCAGGCAUGCCAAUACAAACCCCACCCAGAUUGCAGCCUGGUGCUGAAGGUCGCUGGGCCCGCGUGUGCCGCAGUUGGGCUCGGGGCCGUGAUCCUGGCCCGCUCCCGGGCACUCCUUCAGUUCCGGCAGGGGCGCUGUCGGGGCAACCGGGCGGACUCCGACCGGCCCUUCAUCUGCGGAGAGAGCCGCCAGUUUGCCCAGUGCCUCAUCUUUGGAUUUCUGUUCUUGACCAGCGGCAUGCUCAUCAGCAUAUUGGGCAUUUGGGUCCCUGGCUGUGGCUCAGACUGGGAGCAGGAACCACUGAAUGAGACAGACACUGCCGACGAGGAGCCCCAGAUCUGUGGAUUCCUGUCCCUGCAGAUCAUGGGACCCUUGAUUGUGCUCAUGGGACUGUGUUUCUUCGUGGUCGCCCAUGUUAAGAAGAGAAACAACUUGAACGAGGGCCAGAAUGCCUCUGAAAGCGAAGAGAGACAGACCCAGAACACGGAGCCUGUGCAGGUCACUGUAGGUGAUGCCGUGAUCAUAUUCCCGCCCCCUCCGCCUCCUUACUUUCCUGAGUCUUCAGCUUCUGCCGUGACCAGAAGUCCUGGAGCAGACAGUUUGCUUCCAAAUGAAAAUCCGCCUUCAUAUUACAGUAUUUUUAACCAUGGCAGGACUCCAGCUCCUGAGGGCCAAGGCACAGCCCCUGAGAGAGAGCGUGUAUCCAUCUACACCAUUUCGGGGACUCCUUCGUCCUCUGAGACCUCCCACACACCACAUCUCUCGUCUGAACUGCCUCCCAGAUACGAAGAGAAAGAAUCUGCUGCAGCCGCAUCCUUGUCUCCCUCUUCUCAGCCUUCCCCACCAUGAACUAGUGACUCUGGUUCAAUUUUACAUAGAACCGAUCACUAUUUUAUUUAAUUUGUUUUUUAAUAAAAAGUACAAUAGCA